AUUGUUAUUUCUGGCAUCUGGAUAAAUAAAAAAUUCGAGCAACUUGCCUCCACCGUUCCCGUGGCUGGAUAUUGGGUUACCUUGGAGAGUACUUAUAUUUUCAAAUAUGAAACCGCAAUAAGAUGGAGUAUCUAUGCCUGCGAGACAGGGCACGCGAGGAAUUUCGCUGUUUUUCAUGAAAAUGCAUUGAAGAAUGUAAGCAGUGUUUUGGCAGCGCAGGGCAAAAUUAAGGGCAUGUAUCUACAGCCUUAUUCCGUUCAGAACAUCUAA
Messenger RNA from Botrytis fragariae, 270 nucleotides. RefSeq lists its product as uncharacterized. Lineage: Eukaryota; Fungi; Ascomycota; Leotiomycetes; Helotiales; Sclerotiniaceae. The transcript has 3 exons. The annotation marks the transcript as partial. The record is from RefSeq and is a predicted model, not a curated record.